Cuscuta campestris is the source of this 1012-nucleotide messenger RNA. Lineage: Eukaryota; Viridiplantae; Streptophyta; Magnoliopsida; Solanales; Convolvulaceae. The record is from the annotation of a GenBank genome assembly.
ACCCACUAGAUCUCUCACUAGUUGUGGUUGCUUUCAUUUUUCAGGUCAUUUAAUAACAAGACUUGCAGAGAAUGGCAUUUCUUACCAAAUAACAUCAAAUCCAAUCGAAAAAUCUAUUCUAUGGACUAUGGGCAUUCCAGAACAAUUAUCUCAGAUUCCUUCUGAACCUGUCGACAUUAAAUAUGUGUUACUUUUAUAUGAGGCUGAGGAAUUCUGCAACCUUGUCUUGAAUGGGUAUCUCCUGGAUCAUGCUUCCAAUGUCCAGAGCCUUUAUCCAUUGCAUCAGAUCUGUUAUCUCACAAACAAGCUUAUGGCUUACAUUAAUAAAAGGGAACAAUGCCAGUACAAGGACCCCGCCAAUAGUUCUUGUUGGAAGCGCCCACCAAUUGAGGAGGUGUUGGCUAAAUUAGCCACUCAGUUUGUGGGUGUGCAUUCUAGACAGUGCAUCGAUGAAGCUGAGGUAGCAGAACAUGUUCUGGGAUUAACAUGUAAUCUUGCAAUAUGCCAAUAUAGGAAGAAGUUAUCUCGACUAUCAAUAAAUGCAAAUGGAUCCCUUGUUCCCAAGGAUUGUGCUGACAAGGAUCGGAUAAAGAAAAGCACAUGGUUGAAAGCACUGCUGGCGAUUCCUAAGGUACAACCACGAUUUGCCAUCGCUAUAGGGAAGAAGUACCCAACAAUGAAAUCUCUCUUGAAAGCAUACAUGAACCCAAAUAUAUCUGUACAUGAAAAGGAGUUUCUGCUAUCGGAUCUUAGAAUAGAAGGUUUGCUUGGGGACAAUAGAAGAUUAGGAGAGAUUUGCUCAAAGAGAGUGUACAGAAUAUUAAUGGCCCAAUCAGGAGGCCUCAUAACCAAUGAUAUUGAAAGCGGGGCUGAUUUCUUUGGCCACCACCAACCAGUAGGCCUAUAUGACUUUGACGGUUAGGAUGUUGCUGUAAAUUCUGUAGCAUUUGGUAAGUAAUCAAGGAACCUACUACCACCUCACCCCAUACAACAAUCAACUGGUACAAGAUAU